This is a messenger RNA of Ambispora leptoticha, 936 nucleotides long. The record is from the annotation of a GenBank genome assembly. Lineage: Eukaryota; Fungi; Glomeromycota; Glomeromycetes; Archaeosporales; Ambisporaceae.
AUGUCGCUCUUCAAAGAACCUCAACAAACGAAUGGAAUCACAAAAUUCACUUGGACAAUUCCAAACACCCUAAAACCCAGAAUACAAAGUGAUAUUUUCUACGUGGAUGACGGAAGUGACAGCAAACAAGUCACAUUAUGGAGGAUUUUGGCGAGAAACUACCCGUAUUUCGUUGAAGAAUAUGUAGCCAAUGAAAUAAGGAUCGCUCUUGAACCAAUCCGCACUUCUGAGGAGAUCAAUCACAACAUUUUUUCAAGAGAGUUAUCAUAUGAAAUAAAAGCUUUUGACGGAGACACAAAUGUAAUGCUGGGAACUAUCAAAAAACAAGAACAAUGUUUUGAACUUGCAGGAGAACCGCAUUACGAGACCAUUAUCAUGGAAACUUGUGUGUCCUCGAUAAAGUUAAAAUUGACCAUUUAUCCCAAAAAUCACCAAAGCAACCUUCAAGCUGAGUCUGAAAUCUACAUUGCAAACCAUUUCAAUAAUCAAAAAUUUGCUGACAUCGAGUUCAUAUUUGAGCACGGCAACAAAAUCUAUGCUCAUAAAUUGAUCCUUGCCGCGAAUUCUCAUUAUUUCGAUAAGAUGUUUAACGGAGAGUGGGAAGAAUCGAAAGCGAAACAAAUUUCCGUGUCUCAUGUUUCCUUUGAAGCGUUUUACGCGCUUAUACAAUUUCUUUAUAUUAAAAAUUUGCCGGAAACUAUUUCAAAUCAAAAUAUUCUUUCCGAGAUAUAUUCUGAGGCACACAUCCAUGUUAUUCCCGAACUUCUGGCGGUGGUCAGCAAACGUUUGAAGGAAUCCGUUAAUAAAGAAAAUUGGGAUUCACUAUAUAUGCUUGCGAGGAAAUAUAAUGAUUAUGAUUUGAAAGCUGCAAAGGAUGAAGGAAUUGAAGGUCUUGAUGAACUUUUUCGCAUCAAGAACAUGGGGUUUGGAAUUUGA